AGGCCCCUCCCAUGAAUGUCCUCCGAGCUGAUACAGCUCAGACUACAGCCAUUUAACAUAACUGAUGGUAGGAAUUUAAAUACCUCAGGGAGUAAAAGAGCUCAACUCGAGCAGCGCUUCGUCAAAAAAGACGUCAUCCAGCCAACCACGUCCACAGUGUUUGCGACUCUUCAGACCUGCAGCAGUCGGUGUCGGAGCUUCACCUCAUCCCCUCCCAAACAUCCCCACUCUGCCGCCAGCCCUUUCCUCUCCCCACUUUUCCCCCAGGGAACAUUCUUCUGCAGGCCACAUUUAAAAAAACAACGAGCUAUUGGCUCAGAAGAGAAGGAAAUCUGUGCGUUGUGUUCUUCAGCACCAGGGAUAGCGAGAGCAAGGAUCGACAUGGCUCCGAUUGUAGAGAGCGGGGACAGCCUUGAUGGUAUACCUGCUCUUAUAGGGAUAGCCAGUGCUUUUGCCCUGAUAUUUACGAUGUCCAUGUUUGCGUGGAUCUGUUGUCAACGCAAAUCUUCAAAAUCUAAUAAAACCCCUCCCUACAAAUUCGUUCACAUGCUGAAGGGAGUCGACAUAUACCCUGAGAAUCUUAGCAACAAAAAGAAAUUCGGGGCCGAUGACAAAUCGGACUCUAAAGAAUCUUCAAAAGCCAAACUGCCAAAGAACUCGCUCCAUUUAGACCUGGAGAGCCGUGAUCAGAAUGGAAAUUUCACGAAAACUCCAGCCAAAGUCCGGAGCUCCCCAGAAAUCGAGAGCGUUCACCCCAAGGCAUUCUCAGAAGGCGAGAAUAACAGUGUAUCAUCCGAGACCUCCGCCUCGGACAAGUCAUUGGCUCCUUCUGAAGAGGAAAACCGUGGACCCAAACUGGGAUCCUUGAGAUUCUCCUUAAAGUACAACUUGGACAAGAAGGCGUUGCUGGUGAACAUUAUAGAGGCCCGCGGUUUGCCAGCCAUGGACGAGCAGUCCAUGACCUCUGAUCCUUACAUUAAAAUCUCCAUCCUGCCAGACAAGAAGCACCGAGUCAAAACACGCGUCCUCCGGAAAACCCUGGACCCGGCUUUUGACGAAACGUUCACGUUUUACGGCAUCCCUUACAGCCAAGUGCAGGACCUGUCUCUUCAUUUCCUAGUGCUGAGUUUCGACCGGUUUUCGAGAGACGAUGUCAUCGGCGAGGUGUUGGUGCCAAUGUCAGGAAUCAAUCUCACGGAAGGAAAAGUGCAGAUGAACAGGGACAUCACCAGGAGAAACUGCCGGAAAUCAGUGGGUCGUGGAGAAUUAUUAGUGUCCCUUUGCUACCAAUCUACCACCAAUACCCUGACUGUUGUUGUACUAAAAGCUCGUCAUCUGCCGAAAAAUGAUGUGUCUGGAUUAUCAGCUGCUGACCCUUAUGUCAAAGUCAACCUGUACCAUGAUAAGAAAAGAAUAUCAAAGAAAAAGACCCAUGUUAAGAAGUGCACCCUGAAUCCAGUGUUUAAUGAGCUCUUUGUCUUUGACAUUCCAUGUGAGGGGAUUGAAAACAUCAGUGUUGAGUUCCUGGUCAUUGAUUUUGACAGAAUGAUGAAGAAUGAAAUUAUUGGGCGCCUCGUGCUGGGAACAUCAGUAGAAGGGACAGUAGGAGAGCAUUGGAGGGAGAUCUGUGAGCAUCCAAGGCGACAAAUAGCCAAAUGGCAUUGUCUGAGUGAUGGUUAGCAUCAAAAUGGAGGGUUGGACUUUAUUGUUUGGUAGGCAAGGAACAAGCUGUGCAUUAACCAACCCAAAGCCUUUCUGAAGAAUUUUCAAUUUAUACUAAAUAUACAUAAUUUGUACAUCUGAUUGUGGUAAAUAUUGUGAUCUGUACUGUAUAAGAUGAUGUGUACUGUAUAAGAUGAUCUUGUUUGCUAACAUUAUAAAUAGAUUCAAGGUAGCUAGUAGAAUGGUAGGCAUGUAUGUUCGCAUUUUGUGUGGCUGUUCACAUUAGGGAGUAUGUUUCUGGGGAUUAAACUUUUAGGAUGUAA
Amblyraja radiata (thorny skate) is the source of this 1985-nucleotide messenger RNA. It is a transcript of the gene syt4, whose product is annotated as synaptotagmin IV. Bases 16 to 1680 code for a protein of 554 amino acids. Lineage: Eukaryota; Metazoa; Chordata; Chondrichthyes; Rajiformes; Rajidae. The transcript is spliced from 4 exons. The record is from RefSeq and is a predicted model, not a curated record. Gene Ontology annotation, molecular function: SNARE binding; clathrin binding; phosphatidylserine binding. Gene Ontology annotation, biological process: calcium ion-regulated exocytosis of neurotransmitter; vesicle fusion. Gene Ontology annotation, cellular component: exocytic vesicle; plasma membrane; synapse.